AUGAAUAAAAAUAAUCAAGAGUCAGUUUUACAAUCUAAUGACGAAUACCCCUAUUCUGAGUAGGUAUAUACAAUAAAUAUAAUAAAUAUGUAAAUAUUUUAUGUUCACUUUUGUUCAGAGAGAUAAUUGGAGAGUUUGUGAUGGAACUACCUGCCUUUAAUAACAAAAAGAUCAUCAGUGCUUCAAACCAACAGCGCAAGAAAAAAGUUUUAAAACCACUGCGUACACAUACAUUGUCAGUUACCAGGCGACGACAAUGUAUGUUUAUUUAUUUAAAUACAUUAUAUAUUAAAUUUAUGAUAAUCAACAACAUUUUAUCAGGUACGUCUAAUACACCAUACCAAACUACUUAUACUAAUGGUACAGGAACUCAUUCAAAUAAAUCAAAUAUGAAUAAUUUAACGAGUAAUGACCAUAUAUUAAAGAUCAAACAGUUGGAGAAUGAACUGGUUGAGAUUCGUAUGAAAACACGUGUAUGUUAAUAUUUAUUAAAUUAAAAUUAAAUAAAUUAAAUAUUUAUUUUAUGUUAUGUAAAUUUAGGAAUUGAUAAUAGAAAACCGUUUAUUGAAAACUUUGGAAAAGAGACACGAGAAAGCAUUAUCUCUAUAUGAAGGUAAACAAGCCAAACUACCACAAGUGAUUAAAACAUACGAAGAAGACAAUCGCAUAUUACAAAACCGAAUACGCCAAAUGAAAAUUUCAUAUAAUGAAAUGGAAAAUAGAUAUAAAUCACAGAGUAAUGAAUUAAUAGUUAUACAAAAACAACACAGACAUCUCUUAGAUUUAUCUAAAAAUAAACAGCUUAGCAAAAGAGAGAAACUAUCUAAUCAAUUAGAAGAAGCUCAAAAUAUAAUUAAAGAACAAGAUAAUAAAAUUCAGGUAAAUCUUUAAUAUGUCUAAUAAUCAUAAAAAUGUAUGCAAUUUAUAUUCUAGAAAUUAAUGAAACAAUUGGAACUUCAAAAUAAAACACAUAAACAUAAUAUAAAUUUAGAAAAUAUCAAAAUCAAAGGGUUACAACUUGAAGUGAAACGUCUAAAAAAUGAAAACCAAAAUCUUGGAUCACGUGCAGACGGAUUGAAAACUAAAAUUUAUAGUGCCAGACAGAUUUUUUCAAGAGGAGUAACUGAAAAUUCAAUAAAUAUCACUCCUCGGUAAGUCAAUUCAAAAUUUUUUUUUUCCGUUCUUAAUUUAUCUAUUAAUUCAAUAAUAGAAUAGUAAACUCUGAGUCACCCAUACAAUAUAGACAAGGUGAUGGAAUUGAUAAAUCUUUGUACAAAACAAAUGGAUCUCUCAAACCAGAAUUGUUGCAUGGAAAAUAUGAAGUUAAUAAUUCUUUAAUGGAAAGCAACAUAAUCAAAGAAUCUACAAACCCGAUAAACAAAAGAUACACAUCACAUUUGCCAGGCAAUAUAUCAUGGCCAUACAAUAAUAAUUCUAAAUUUUUGAAAGUAAAUAUCUAUUUAUGUAAAAAUAUCAAACAUAAAUUGUUGUUACAUAAACUACAAAUUAUUCCUUAUUGAAUAAUUUUAGGAUAACAAACCAGAAUUACCAAGCAUAGAAAAUAAUAAUUAUGAAAAUCUAAAUGAACACAUAGCUUCGCAAUCAAUACAAGAAUCCUUCAUGUCUAGAAAACAAAAAGACUUACUUUUAGCUAAAUUAAAUCAAGUCAGUGAGGACGAAGAUAAUAAUUACGAAAGAUACUAUAAACAGACAUCGUCAUUGAAUCAGUCAUUUGAUGAAAGAUCUCUAUUAUCAUUUUCUGAUGGUGAAAAUGAUAAAUUCUCUGAUAUUAGUUAG
This is a messenger RNA of Cinara cedri, 1797 nucleotides long. NCBI's taxonomy places the organism in Eukaryota, Metazoa, Arthropoda, Insecta, Hemiptera, Aphididae. The record is from the annotation of a GenBank genome assembly.